Molecule: messenger RNA, 1639 nt
Organism: Annulohypoxylon maeteangense
Lineage: Eukaryota; Fungi; Ascomycota; Sordariomycetes; Xylariales; Hypoxylaceae
Exons: 2
Coding region: 208-1296 (362 amino acids)
Biological process (GO): cytoplasmic translation
Cellular component (GO): cytosol
Molecular function (GO): mRNA binding; metal ion binding
Source: RefSeq, a predicted model, not a curated record
GUAUCAUUCAAUGAAGUUCAAUUACGAUUGCCUUUCUUUACCAGUUUAUUCUUAAAAACGCCUCGGUAUAACCUAAUAGCGCCUUAGGUCUCUUUCCCAAUUAGCCAUUUAAACCUAAUUUCUAGUGAGAUAUCUAUUCCCGCUAUUUGAAGAGAAAAAAACCACCUAUUACCGAGUUGUCAACCCUCUGGGUUACUGCCAGUCAGUAUGCCUCCGAAAAAGAAAGAAGAUGUCAAAGGCAAGAAGCCUUCCGCUGCCAAGGUUGCCGAAGACAAGACAUUUGGUAUGAAAAAUAAGAAGGGUUCGGUUGCCCAAAAGCAUAUCAAGCAGAUUCAGGCGACGGCCAAAGCUGGAGGUAGCGCGGAAGAGAAGAAGAAGCAAGCAGAGAAGGAUGCCCGUGCCCGAGAGAAGAAGGCAGCCGAUGAUGCCAAGCGGGAGGCCGAAGCACUACUCAACAAACCAGCCCAGAUACAGAAAGUUCCUUUUGGUGUCGAUCCGAAGACCGUUGUGUGUAUAUUCUUCAAGAAAGGCAAUUGCGAAAAGGGGAAGAAGUGCAAAUUCGCACACGACCUCUCCGUUGAACGAAAGACCGAAAAGAAAAACCUAUAUACCGACGGGAGGGCGGACGAAGAGGAAAAGAAAAAACAGGAAACAUCUGCAGACUGGGACGAAGAGAAAUUACGCAAGGUGGUUCUUUCUAAGAAGGGCAACCAAGUGACCACAACCGACAAAGUUUGCAAGUUCUUCAUCGAGGCGAUCGAAGACGGGAAAUACGGUUGGUUCUGGACAUGUCCUAAUGAAGGCAAUAAGUGCAAAUACAAGCACGCACUUCCACCAGGUUUCGUACUUAAGACCAAGGAACAGCGCGCAGCUGAGAAGGCUCUCAUGGACAAGUCUCCGCUCAAGACUUUGACUCUUGAGGAUUUCUUGGAAUCGGAGAGACACAAGUUAACCGGAACGCUCACGCCUGUCACCCCGGAAACUUUCGCUAAGUGGAAGCAGGAACGAUUAGGCAAGAAGGCCGCCGAGGAACAAGCUCGGCAAGCUAAGGAGUCGACCGGUCGUGCUCUAUUCGAAAGUGGUAACUGGAGAUAUGGAGAAGACUCUGAAGGCUCUGACAAUGAAGAAGAUGAUGAAGAUGAUGGUACUUGGAAUCUGGAAAGGCUACGGCAAGAGACACAAGCCAUCCGAGACAAGAAGGAAGCAGAUCGAAUAGCUGCAGCUGCGGGCUACUCUGCCGAUUCAUAUCAACCUCCGGACACCGGGGAUAGUACUCCCGUGGCUGCGGGCGCUUGAAGUCCUUACCCCCAAUAUCAUGGGGUAACAGAGCAAAAACUUUGGGUAAACCAGUAGACUUCCAUCGUGAAGAUGGAUGCUCACUAUAAGCGACGCGUCAAGGACAACAUGUCGACAGUUUGAUGAUGCUGUUACGUUUAGGCUAGAGCGAACCCAGAUAGGGGUUGAGCUACUGCUAGUCUUCUGGACCAUGCGAGACAGCACGAAUCCGCCAUGAAAUUGGCGAGUUCAGUCUACCGGCUUAGGUUUCUAAAGAUUGUACUAAUCGAAAACAAAUUCGAGAUAUACUCUAUCACUCAUUCUUCCAGUUGUUAUACCUUCGUCAAUCCCGUUUCGGUUAAUG